AUGACUCGACGUGAGAUCCCCGCGACUAUCAAUCUAAGUACGUUCAACGAUGUCACUAUAGAAAACCUUGUCUCUCUACAAACGAAAAUAAAGAAUACCAUAAGCCGCGCCAGUUUUAUCGCUUUAGAUGCUGAAUUUACUGGGUUGGGUGGUCGACAUGCUGAUACAAAAGCAUUUAAUCUUGAGGACAGAUAUGAAAACUUGUGCAAGGUUGCAAAGUCAUAUGCCAUACUGUCCUUGGGGUUUACGACGUUCGAAUUGCUGUCGACGGAGGAAGGCGAAAUACGAUCAAACGAGCUGGAAAAGUCGUAUGCUGUCCACAACUUUAGUUUUACUCUUUCUUGUCAGAGCGAACAUAAAGUCAGUCCAAAUAGUUUAAAAUUCUUGGCUGGAGUCGGCUUUGACUUUCACAAACAAUUGAUGCACGGAAUACCUUACGAACCUGGUCCUGAUAAGGCUGUUCAUUAUCCAAAUCAUCCUAAUGUUAUAAUGAGAUCGAUAUUUUCACACAUUCUCGCCCAAAAAAUACCUCUAGUAGUGCAUAACGGGUUUCUAGAUCUCAUAUUCAUAUAUUAUGCAUUCUACGCGGAUUUACCACCAGAUCUCAACUCAUUUGUAGCAGAUCUCACCGAGAUGUUUCCUGCGGGCAUUAUCGAUACGAAGUAUAUAUCGUCUUACGUGACGGACGAGAAAACAACUUUCUUGGCUUAUUUGUAUCGAAAAUAUGAGAGAGAGCAAUUCGAGAGAAAGAUGACUGGUAAGAAAGAGUACUUGGAUAUGAAGUUUCAAGAAAAAUUGUCGUGUAUACCAGUCAAGCGAUCAAGAGACGAAGAGGAUGAUUAUGAGUCAAGUUCUCAUGGUCAUAACGGGCGGAUGCACAAAACUCGAUAUGGAAAUGAGAAAAAUAGGAGAAAGUAUGAAGACGAUACUGAUGAUGAUGACAAGUUGCCUUAUUGUCAGCAAUAUGCUUCGUACGGAUAUUGCAGGAUGAACAUGCAAUGUGGUAAAUCGCACGAUCUCGAUUUGAUACUUGAUUAUGAGACUGAACAGGAAGGUAGACGGAAGCACCAUAACUUUGACUCCACUUCAAAGGCUUUGAAGGAGACUAGAGUCUCACAUUCAAUAAAAACGAAGGAUAGUGAUUCUUCGACUGAGGUAUUUCCAUCGUCACCAUCGAUGGAAUCUGCGUCUACGUUCGAGACCGAACAUUCAUCAUCAAGGUUUCCUGUAAAUAAUGUAAAGAUAAGCGCAAAAGCGAAAACUAUUAAUGACAUUAAUCAUUAUAGAGAGAAUUCGUUAAGUGUCACACCUAGGACGAAAGAAAAUAUUGAAACAUAUCACGCGGCGCACUUUGAUUCGUACAUGACUGGAUUUGUAUUCGCAAGACAAUUAUUAGUACUUUCGGAAGUAGAGGUGCUAAAUGAACACAAGAACAAAUUGUAUCUUAUGAACAAGGAUAGGCCACUGCUUGUACAAAAGAGCGAAUUCGCUCACACUAGUGAAGGGCAUAGAACGAAAGCAGAAGCAAUCAGUAGAUCGAAAUAG
Molecule: messenger RNA, 1545 nt
Organism: Paraglomus occultum
Lineage: Eukaryota; Fungi; Glomeromycota; Glomeromycetes; Paraglomerales; Paraglomeraceae
Source: the annotation of a GenBank genome assembly